Vitis vinifera (wine grape) is the source of this 1110-nucleotide messenger RNA. RefSeq names its product F-box/kelch-repeat protein At5g60570. The transcript has a single exon. The record is from RefSeq and is a predicted model, not a curated record. Lineage: Eukaryota; Viridiplantae; Streptophyta; Magnoliopsida; Vitales; Vitaceae. Gene Ontology annotation, molecular function: protein binding. Bases 1 to 1110 code for a protein of 369 amino acids.
AUGGGCUCGCUCACCCCUCUUUCACAUCGCCCCCGCCCUGCCCCACAAAACCCUUCCACCACCUCCCGGGUAUACGCCUCGUUUUGCCCUAAAGAAGCCUCACCAACCACCAACAUGUCUAACUGGAUCGAGUGUUAUAACCCUUCAAACAAUGCAUGGCACAGAGUUACCUUCAUUCCACUACGCUUGGAAAACCAUAUCAUGAAGGGCUUCUCCAUGGUAUCCAUAGGCGCAUCCAUUUAUAUAAUCGGCGGCCGCCUUUGCCAUAAGGUGGCAGGCCGUGAGCUGGACGACAUUGUGGAAGUAGACCGUGAGGUGCUUUCCUCGGUACUACGUUACGAUGUCAAAACCAAUGCAUGGUCCGAAUGUGCGUCACUUUGCACCCCUAGGUUCGAUUUUGCAUGCACCGUGUGCGACCGGAAAAUCUACGUGGCAGGGGGACAGUGCACCUUGGGCAGCGCCAGGGGCAUAUCGGCGGCCGAGGUGUAUGACCCUGCGCUUGAUGAAUGGAAGCCACUGCCCAACAUGAGCACAUUGAGGUACAAAUGUGUAGGAGUGACAUGGCUAGGGAAAAUCCACGUGUUAGGGGGUUUUGCCCAGAGGAAGGACUCCGAUAUAACAGUGCCCUACACCCUGGAGCGAAGCUCCGGUGAGGUGUACGACUCGCAAAGGGCCAAGUGGCACUUCAUGGUGGGGAUGUGGCAGCUGGAUGUUCCACCUAAUCAAAUUGUGGCUGUAAAUGGCAAGCUUUUCAGCUCGGGUGAUUGCCUUAAUUUAUGGAAGGGUCACAUUGAGGCCUAUGAUGCCAAGCUCAAAAUUUGGAACGUAGUUGAUGGGUCACACCUCCAAACACUAUCAUCUCCAAUUUCCACGUCAGAAGAAAAUUGGCUUCCAAUUGAUCGACUUUACCUUACCAUGGCACCAAUUGGGACACAAUUAUACUUCUUGGCGGGGCACCGGAUGCCGGGGGAGAUCCCGAGGUUGAUGUCGAUCGUCCACAUGUUUGACACGUCGGAAAAUGGUUAUGGCUGGAGGAGCUUUGAGUCCACGGAGGAGGAUGGUGAAAAGGAGCUUUGCAGCCAUUGCUGUGUGGUGGAGCAUGUCUCAUAA